UGCUUGUGCUAGUCAGAAGUCUUCUCCACAUCCUGCCCUUGUGUCAUAGCACUACCCAUACAGUUGCGCACUCAUUCCUUGUUUUGCCUCUUAUUCUACUGUCGUGCGUACCACAGCUGUGCGUCCACGUGAGCAUUCCGAGCGCUGUGCAUCACCUGUUGGGUUUAACCUCUGAAAUGAUAUGGAGAACGACAGCAGGACAGUCAGCUUCCAAAGACUGUCAUCUGUGGACAGCAUUGUCUCAGACGACUCCUGCGAGUACUACCAGACUGACAUCUAUGAGCAACUGCCCAGUUCACUGUCCAGGCGGAGGUGCCAACACAGGGAUCAGGCUCAGGAGGAUGAUGAUUAUGAGGAUUUUGAGUAUGUUUCACUUCUGAACAGAGAUUGGAGCUCCACACAACCACUGAGGACGCUGCCCUUGUCUCUGCAGGAAAAGAAGGAAAUCAGGGAGAAAAGAAACCAAGAAAGACUCAGCAUCAGUCCCUGGAAAUCAUGGAGGCAGAGUCAGCAAAUUGCAAGGAAGCGACUGAGGGAGCAGCUGGAGAGGUUCUUCUCAGGAUUAUUGCCAUGGAAACGGACCCUCUAUAAAAUUGAAGGUGGAUUCGGCGUGGGGGUGAAGGCCUAUUUUGUGUUUCUGAGGUACCUCCUGUGCCUGAACCUUUUGAACUGUGUUAUCAUCGCUGGAUCUGUGCUUAUUCCUUCACUGACUGUGGAAAGUAAAAGCACACGCUGGGACUGGACAAUCUGCAAGAAUGAUUCCGUUUUAGACAUUUUCCUGGGCUCGGGCUGUCUGGAACGUUCCCCAAUCUUCUAUGAAUUCUACAAACCCCUAGGGUCUAAAUGUUCGAACACAUCUUUUCUCUUCUUCGCUGGCAUGGUCUCCAUCCUGGUCCUCAGUCUCAUCAUGAUAGUGCACAGAACGGUGGUGGGCUAUAAGCACACCUGGCUGACCGGGAACAGUUUCACUGUGAACAUGAGCAAAAAGAUCUUCUGUGGAUGGGACUUCUGUAUCCAGGAUGCUCGAGCAGCCUCACUCAAACACAGCUUCAUCAGAAAUGAACUCAAGAUGGACCUGGAGGAGCAGAGAUUUCGUCUGAAGGUCUCCCAGCGCACACUAAAGCAGUGGGUGAUCCUCUGCUUCCUGCGAGCUGCUCUCAACUUUUUGGUGCUGCUUCUUCUGGGCGGCUCCUUCGCCUUGAUCUACUUCGCCUCUAAAGCCUCUCAGAAGAAAAUUGAUAUCCACUGGACUCUGAACCUCUUCUGGGAGUACCUUCCCCCCAUCACUAUCACAUUAGUCAACUUACUGCUGCCACAGCUGUUCAACACCAUCUCCGUGUUUGAAGACUACUCUCUCACCACCCAGCUUAAUCUCACUUUAGUCCGGAGUAUCUUCCUAAAGCUUGCAAGUUUAGGCAUCUUCCUCUUCUUCCUCAUCAGAAAACCUAUUACAGAAGGCAAGUGUGACGAGACUGAGUUUGGGAAGGAAAUGUACAAACUCACUGUAUUUCACCUCUUGGCCUGUGUCUGCGGUGUUCUAGUGGCCUAUCCCAGAACUUUGCUAGUAGAGAAGUGUCCCUCCUCUAAGCUGGCAAAGAAGGUAGGCAAGCCAGAGUUUGUGAUCCCCUUAAACGUGUUGGACCUGGUCUACAGUCAGACAGUCAUUUGGGUGGGAGUCUUCUACUGCCCCCUUCUGCCAGCCAUCAGUAUUUUAAAGCUACUGGCUAUCUUCUACAUGAAGAAGUUCACUGUGGUACGGUGUUGCGUUCCGGCUCAGAGAAUGUUCCGGACCACCAGCUCUUCGGUUCUGUUUAAUUUCAUGCUCCUACUGGGCCUCAUCAUGUCUGCAGUGGCACUUGGGAUCAACAUCAAUAGGUUUGCGAGAGGUCAAUGCGGGCCGUUCAUUGGAGAAAAUUUUUUGUUUAAUGUGACCAGUGACUGCGUGGGGAUGCUUCCACCCCCUGCUCAGAACGCCAUACGUUACAUCACUUCUGAGGCCUUUGCAUUCGCUCUCAUAUUGGCUGAGGCUAUCAUCCUGACAUCCUUUGUCUCUCGGGGAACAGCCAAUCGCAAGGCCAUAGAAAGACUGAAGGACAUGCUAGUUAUGUAUAGUUCAGAUAAGCGUUUCCUGGUAAAGCACCACUCCACACUGGCCAAGAGACAGAAGAAGACCCAAAGGAACACAUAGGAGAUGGCUGAUUAUGUAUCCAACAUAUCAAGAGAGUUCUCAUAACUGUGUUUCUCUGAAACAUGGCUUACACUCAGAUGGAUACCCACAUAAAAUGCUAUUAGUAAAGUAGGUCUCAGAGCAGAUACUAGUAGAGUGGGGGAAAAGGUUGAGCCUCAGUAUUAGCCUCAGUAUCAGAUUCUACAAAGACAUUGUGUGUGUUUUUUUUUUUGGUUUUUUUUUGCAUUUUUGGUAAACCAUGCUGUAAAAGACAGGUGCUAUCAUAAAACAAUGAAUGUUAAUUAGCAGCUACUAGCUUCACUUCACUGUUAGCCACAUUAGCAUGUUUGGUAAAGCUAUUUCUUUAAAUGUUAGUUUAAAAAAAGUGGUAUUUUUCUAAAGUUUUUUAUUUAAAGUUAUGUAAUGUGUAAUGCUGUUGACUUCUAAUCUGCUGUAAAAGUAUAACUUUGUAUAAAGUCUUUCAAGCCAUCCUCAAUAAAUUCUGCUGGACA
Molecule: messenger RNA, 2679 nt
Organism: Colossoma macropomum (tambaqui)
Lineage: Eukaryota; Metazoa; Chordata; Actinopteri; Characiformes; Serrasalmidae
Gene: tmc8
Product: transmembrane channel-like 8
Exons: 16
Coding region: 182-2188 (668 amino acids)
Cellular component (GO): plasma membrane
Molecular function (GO): mechanosensitive monoatomic ion channel activity
Source: RefSeq, a predicted model, not a curated record